UAAUGAAGACAUCCUAGGAUAGAAAGAAAGGAACCAUAGUACGUAGUAGACCUUAUAAUUAAAGACUGGCUCUCUCACUCGGACACUUACUCAGUCCACGCAGUUUAUACAGGCAGAAAUCUCUCCUUCCCUCCCUGUCUCAGGCAGGGCAGCUCCAUCGGUUCUUCCAGCACCAAGCAACAUCAUUUUUUUGCCUUAUUAGUUGUCUGUCAACUUUCUUUUCAUCACUAUGUAUGCAGUGAAACAGGUAUAUUCUCCUUUCAAACCAGAGCUCACUUUCCGGCGAUCUACAGCGGCAUCCAGGACCUGGAAACAUGGGUUUUUCUGGCAAACCUGGGUUCCAUCUGGAUCAAAGGUCAUUUGUACGCCCGGUUCCAUCCGGGCAGUGAUAAGCAAUGAUGACAAGGCUCUGGAGCAACCUAAUAAGGAAACUGAUAAUAAAGAAGUCAAUGGGACUGUGUUAUCGAGUACUAGUGAUAAAUUAGGGAGAGGAGGGAUAGAUGUGAGGGCAGUGAUCACUAUAAGAAAGAAGAUGAAAGAGAAGAUCAAUGAAAAGAUUGAGGAUCAAUGGGAAUAUUUCAUUAAUGGGAUUGGUAGAGGGAUCUCGAUUCAACUUGUCAGUGAGGAGAUUGAUCCUGAAACCAAUUCAGGGAAGAGUGUAAGGGCAUUUGUGAGGGGGUGGUUACCAAAGCCAUCAAAUAACGAGCAUAUCUUUGAAUAUGCAGCUGAUUUUACUGUUCCCUUCGAUUUUGGGAAUCCUGGAGCAAUUCUUGUUUCCAAUCUUCAUGGCAAGGAGGUAUACUUGAUGGAGAUUGUAGUUCAUGGUUUUGAUGAAGGUCCCAUUUUCUUCCCUGCAAAUACAUGGAUUCAUUCGUGCAAAGAUAACCCUGAUGACAGAAUUAUCUUCAGAAAUCAAGCAUAUCUACCAUCACAAACACCACCUGGUAUUAAAGAUCUACGGCGCGAGGACUUGCUCAGCCUUCGUGGUAAUGGAAAGGGCAAGAGAAAGCCUCAUGAUAGAAUUUAUGAUUAUGCUCUUUAUAAUGAUUUGGGUAAUCCUGACAAGGAUGAAGAACUUGCUAGACCGGCCCUGGGCUGUGAAAAGUGGCCUUAUCCUAGGCGCUGUAGAACUGGUAGAUCUCCAACCAAGAAAGAUCCGAAUUGUGAAACUCGAGUUGAAAAACCACAUCCAGUGUAUGUGCCUAGAGAUGAAACUUUCGAGGAGAUCAAGCAAAACACGUUCUCUACUGGAAGGUUGAAAGCUCUGCUUCACAAUCUUAUUCCAGCAAUUUCUGCAACAUUGUCUAGUUCAGACAUUCCCUUCACGUGCUUCUCCGAUAUUGAUAAGCUAUAUAAUGAUGGUUUUGUUUUGAAAUCUGACGAGCUAAAUGAAAUAGCUCAGAAUCCCUUUUUGGGAAAUCUUAUGAAACAGGUUCUUAGCGUUGGUGAAAGGCUGCUGAAAUAUGAAACCCCAAUUGUUAUAAAACGAGAUAGAUUUGCAUGGUUGCGUGACAGUGAGUUUGCACGCCAGACUUUGGCUGGGGUGAAUCCAGUGAACAUUGAGAUUUUAAAGGAAUUUCCAAUUCUCAGCAAACUGGAUCCUGCUGUUUAUGGCCCUCCGGAAUCAGCACUCACAAAGAGAUUAAUAGAGCAAGAACUUAAUGGAAUGAGUGUGGAAAAGGCAACUGAAGAGAAUAGGUUAUUUAUACUCGAUCACCAUGAUAUGCUUUUGCCAUUUAUGGAGAAGAUGAACUCCUUGCCAGGGAGAAAAGCUUAUGCAUCAAGGACUGUUUUCUUUCAUGACCGAGCUAAUAUGCUAAGGCCAAUAGCUAUUGAGCUUUCACUUCCUCAAUCACCCUCUUCACCUGGAGAAAAACGUGUUUACACUCAUGGGCAUGAUGCCACAACACAUUGGAUUUGGAAACUAGCCAAAGCUCAUGUCUGCUCAAAUGAUGCUGGUGUCCAUCAGCUAGUAAAUCACUGGUUGAGAACUCAUGCUUGCAUGGAGACUUAUAUAAUUGCAACUCACAGACAGCUUAGUGCAAUGCACCCCAUUUACAAAUUGCUCCAUCCUCAUAUGCGCUAUACUCUUGAAAUUAAUGCAAUUGCACGGCAAAGCUUAAUAAAUGGAGGAGGAAUAAUUGAGACUUGUUACAGUCCUGGAAAGUAUUCCAUGGAGAUUAGCUCUGCAGCUUACCAGAAUAUGUGGCGGUUUGACAUGGAGGCAUUGCCAGCAGAUCUUGUUCGCAGGGGAAUGGCAGUGGAGGAUCCUUCAAUGCCUUGUGGCGUGAGACUUGUGAUAGAAGACUACCCCUAUGCUUCAGACGGGCUCCUCAUUUGGUCAGCCAUAAAAGAAUAUGUAGAAUCUUAUGUUGAUCACUUCUACUCUGAGCCUAACUUUGUCAAGUCUGAUAUUGAGCUCCAAACCUGGUGGGAUGAGAUAAAAAAUAAAGGUCAUUUUGACAAGAGGAACGAGCCAUGGUGGCCUAAACUCAAUACCAAAGAAGAUUUAUCUGGCAUACUUACAACAAUAAUCUGGAUUGCAUCAGGGCAGCAUGCUGCUAUAAAUUUUGGGCAGUACCCCUUUGGAGGGUACGUGCCUAAUCGUCCUACCCUCCUGCGAAAACUCAUCCCACUAGAAAAUGAGCAUGAUUACGAAAAGUUCAUCCGAAAUCCUCAGCUCACUUUCCUGUCUUCUUUGCCAACUCAACUUCAAGCCACCAAAGUAAUGGCUACUCAGGACACUCUUUCUACGCACUCCCCAGAUGAAGAGUACUUGGGUCAGGUGAGCCAUUUGCACAGCCAUUGGAUAAAUGACCAUGACAUAGUAGAGUUGUUCAACAGAUUUUCUGCUCGAUUGGAGGAGAUUGAAGAGAUAAUACAUUUAAGAAACAAGGAUGUCCGCCUUAAGAACAGAAGUGGUGCAGGUGUUCCGCCAUAUGAACUGCUCCUUCCCACUUCAGGCCCUGGAGUAACGGGUCGAGGAAUCCCCAAUAGCAUUUCUAUCUAAAAGGUUAGCCUGGUUUGAAGUCAUUAUAGCCUUGGCUUAGCAAAUGCCAUUUUCUUUCUCGAAGAGCUUGUUUAGUUAGCGUCUGUAAUAAAAUGUCAAGCAUGGAAGCAAUUUCUAUCGAUCCAUAUUUAGAGCUUUGCAAACAUAGGAUAUGACGUAAAACCAACGAAUUAGAAGCUUAUGGGAUUCAUAUUUAAAGUUUGAGGACCAAUAUGUAUGUGUGGUAUCAAUGAUUUUAGAUGUGCGAUGGUCAAUUAAAAAUGGAAGUUCCUUGCA
Populus trichocarpa (black cottonwood) is the source of this 3286-nucleotide messenger RNA. RefSeq names its product lipoxygenase 6, chloroplastic. NCBI's taxonomy places the organism in Eukaryota, Viridiplantae, Streptophyta, Magnoliopsida, Malpighiales, Salicaceae. Gene Ontology annotation, biological process: lipid oxidation. The record is from RefSeq and is a predicted model, not a curated record. The coding region runs from base 230 to 3010 and encodes 926 amino acids. The transcript is spliced from 9 exons. Gene Ontology annotation, molecular function: protein binding; metal ion binding; oxidoreductase activity, acting on single donors with incorporation of molecular oxygen, incorporation of two atoms of oxygen.